CAACUUUAAUACAAAAUGUUGUGUUCUGUUGACCAAUUACGAGUAGAGUAGAUAGUAGAUACAUCAUAUUUUACGAACUGGUUUAUCGCUUUGGUUUUCGUACUCGUCGUUAUCCAACUCACUGGUCACUGAUUUUUUCCCCAGUCAGAUAUAUAUUCUACCUAUGUGCGUUUUCAUUCGUGCAUAUUAAAAUUUACAGUUAUUAAGCUGGAUUUUUGCAGCCGAAUCGCAUCGAAAGUUUCUGUCGACAAAGCAUUUAUAUUCUGAACAUGGAUUUCAUAGACAACGGUUUCAUUCAGAGCAUCAUUCAAGCUGAAAAAAACAAAAACAACGUCAAAUUACUAGACUAUAAAAUCUACCGAAAAGCAGUCGGAGAAGGUAACAAUGUUAGCAGCGAAGUUUCAAGAUUACGCGUGAAUUACGAAAAGGAUGGAAAAAUUAUUGAAAAAACCUUUUUUAUGAAAAUACCUUCCCUGUCUCCCUUAUAUGGUAUUUUAAAACGAGUAGGAAUCUACGAAAAAGAAUGCCACAUGUACACGACGAUUCUACCCGAAAUGCACAAAUUGGUCCAAAACGAAGACAGUCUGUCUCCCAGAUGCUACCUCAGUACAGACUCGAGCAUUUUAAUAUUCGAAGAUCUUCGCGAAUCUGGUUACGAAAUAAUCGACCGUCGAGCUCAGUUAGAUUUCGAACAAACUGCAGCAGCAUUUCGUAUCUUAGCCAAGUUUCACGCACUUUCGCUGAAAUUAAACGAAACCCAUCCUGAAGAAUUAAACCGAGUUAAACGAGAGUGUAUCUAUUGUCCUGGAAAUAUUCAAUUAAUCCAGUCUAGUUACCAAAGACUUCUACGAGUUGUACAACAAACUCCUCAAAUUAAACACUUACACUCGAAAUUAUUUCAGCUCAAAGAUAACUUAUGGGAUAUCACGUUGGAUUUAAUCGGAUCCAAAUCGAAUUCUUUAAAUGUACUGAACCAUGGCGACUACUGGUCUAGUAAUAUUAUGUUUAAAAAAGAAAAACAAGAUAUGAAAAUACGAGUAAAAUUGGUCGAUUUCCAAAAUUGCCGAUGGUGUAAUCCGGUCAUAGAUAUUUUAUCUUUGUUCAUAACCAGCGUUCAAUUCCAAGUUUUUGAAAACAAAGGUGACGAUUUACUGGAAAUUUACCACGAUACGUUUACUUAUUGGUUGAAAUUUCUCAAAUGUGAAGAAACGUAUACUUUGGACGAGUUGAAAACUGAUAUGAAAAAUACAUAUUUAUUCGGAUUGAACGUUAUCGCCGGUGUUUUACCUUUGGCCAUGAGAAAACCUAAUGAUUUGAAUUUAAAGAAAGCCGUAGACGAUGAAAAUAAUAUCAACAACGAUGAAGCCGCCAGAAUGUAUCAAGAAGAGAAAUACAUAGAUGCUGUUAUUAAAUGGAUGCUGUUUUACGAGGAAAAUGGUGUCAUCUAGAAAAAAAAAUGAUUGAAAAUGCAGAUUCAGUGAAGCAUUGAAGUCAUCACCAGCGAGGAUUUUUUUCCAAAAUAUACAUUAUUUUUCUGUUUCCUUAAAAUAAAUAAAAGUUUGAUCUUUGUUGGAUUUUGCACACAAUAUGAAUUAUGAAGGAGCUUUGAUUAUGUUUGCACCGUUUUAUUUUUAUUUUAUUUUUGUAAUUGUGUAAAAAAGAUAUUCAUUUGCAAUAAAUCGAAUUUGUAAGUUA
Planococcus citri (citrus mealybug) is the source of this 1695-nucleotide messenger RNA. RefSeq lists its product as uncharacterized. Bases 270 to 1448 code for a protein of 392 amino acids. Lineage: Eukaryota; Metazoa; Arthropoda; Insecta; Hemiptera; Pseudococcidae. The transcript is spliced from 5 exons. The record is from RefSeq and is a predicted model, not a curated record.